AUUGCCGAUUCGUAAUCUUGCAAUAAUCGUAUCAUUGUACCAAUAUCCAAAAGCGUUUUUUCCUUCUAAAAAGAACAAUCUUUGCAAAUUCAUGAAAUGAUACUUAUUGACUUUGUCUCCUGUGCAUAGAUAGACUUUUGUUGCAGCCAAAAAAAUAGUAGAGCUUCUUGUGACUUGUAAGGUGUGCCAUCCUUUGUUCUCGACAUAAAAGAUGUAAAGGAUUUCAUUUUUUGAAGACACGAAUAUCCAUUUUGUAUCAAAAUGAAUAUGAUGAGAAAAUCCUUACAACGUUCGGAAAUUGGCCAGUCUGAUUCGAGAAAUAAGCCUAAAUGCUUUUUUAUAUUGAGAAAAACAUCGGAUGAUAAUUAUAAAUUAGGCGAUAAGAAGAAAACAAAAAAAUUGAAAAAAGGUCCAUUCAUUCCUUGGCCAUUCCGUCGUCAAAUUAGUAAGCAAAACGUGAACCAGGAAGAUAAGAAUUGUGUUUCCCGAGGUCAACUGUUCGGUCAGUCAUUGGAAAAAGUGUGUCAACAAAGUCUACCGAAGCCUAUAUCGGCAAUUUUAGAUCAAUUGUACGAGAAGGGACCUCAUACCGUUGACAUCUUUCGAAAAUCGGCUACAACCAAGGCAUGUAAAGAAAUGAAGACAGCUUUAGAUAAAAAUCCCGAUUAUAAAAUAGAAAUGAAGCCAACUAUUGUUUUGGCUUGUGUAUUAAAGGAUUAUUUGAGAUGUUUGCCUGAUUGUCUUCUAUCUUCUAAUUUGUACGAGGAGUGGUUACAAACUGUUGAUAUUCAACCAGAAUGGAAAAGAAAAGAAACUGUUACCAAUUUGUUGAAUAGAUUACCCCCUCAAAAUAUUCAACUUCUUAAACAACUUUUGUGUGUUUUAUGGAAGAUAAGUCAAUAUUCUUCAGAAAAUAAAAUGACUUCAUAUAAUCUUGCUGUUUGCAUGGGCCCUACUCUGUUAUAUCCUACUGAUCCUGGAAAGUCUUUUUUGAUGUCUGAGGAUGUAUCAAAAAAGACACCAUCAUUAGUGUGUUAUCUUAUCGAUAAUUGGCCAGUUUUAUUUCACGAAGAAUACAAUCAAAUCAUGGACGAAAGGCAGGAUUCUGGAGCCGAAGAAUCUGAUAGUUUUCACGGUGGAGGAGGUGGUUUCAGAAGAGAUGAUUCUUCAGUCGACAGUUUAGAAACAGAUUGUUUAGAAACGAGUGCGAAAAUUUCGCUUACAAAUAUAAGCCGUGAUUCUGGUCUAACUUUAAGUGACACACAAUUAUACAACGAAAACGAAGAAUGCACAAAAAGCGUUCCCCAUUUAUCUUCAAUCAGUGAAACGUGCUGUCAAGUUGUAAGAAGACGUAAGUUAGUUCGAACUGAUAAAAUACCAACCAAAUGGUGCCACAGUAUGCAAAAUCCUCAUCUGGCAUCGGAAGAUUCCUUAUUUCAAAAGCUGCCGGCCCUUCACCGUAAGGGGAGAGCUCCAUCUCCACCCAUAAAACCACUCAAAUCUUCAUCUCCUCAUCCCAGAAUAUUGUUAUACGGUCACAGAGCGGAUCGUCACGCGGUAUGGUUCACAGCUCAUUGCAGAUCACCAGGAUGGAAACGAAGUCAAUCUACCUCCCACAUCGAUCUCAUCGAUUCGGAUGGCGAUAACACGCCUAAUAUAUCCAGAAGCAGUUCACUAGUGCGCGAUUCCUCACCCAUGAAAGCCAACGCCGAUAUGAAGAAGCAAGAACAAUUAUCAUUAAGCGCCAAAGCUAAACAAUUAUACGAAGAAUCGGUACGACUCUAUAACGAGCAAUUAGCCGAUACCCAUAAGGCAGUAUUGGUUAAAGUAGAUAGCGAGGACAAUUUAGAUUCGUCUCCAAAAUUACACAGAUGCUUACAGAGGGCCGUCAGUGAGAGCACGUCGGUUCGGCUUCGACAUUUGCCACCGGUUCACGUGAGUGACGCUCAAUUGGCUCAACCAUUCAGAAGUCGUUCGGAAACGUGCCCUAACGAAAUCAGUUGGAGUAUUGCUCAAUUAAGGGCAAUGUUUGCGCACCCGCCACCUUAUCGUUUCCCUCCACCUCCUGUCGUUAGAACUCUUUCUUUGGACAGUAAAAAUAGCGAGGAGGAGUCGUUCGUUUAAGUUAUUUUUCCAACCGGUAACAAUUGUACAUUAAUACUAACACAUCCUGUACAGUUUUUUGUAAGUAUUCAAUUAAACUAAAUUUAAAAGUAAAAAUUUCCUUCAAAAACUUUUGCUCCAAACCCCAACAUCCUAGCCACACUUCUCAGACUAUCUAACUCUUGCAGCCUGCAGUAUACGUUGGAGCAAUAAUAGAAUGCCCUUCUAACUAGAGCUCUAAACGCUGAAAGCUUAUAAGUAUGUGGAUCAUUGGAGGUUGAAGGAAUGUAUAACGGGACG
This is a messenger RNA of Centruroides sculpturatus (bark scorpion), 2403 nucleotides long. Its product is annotated as T-cell activation Rho GTPase-activating protein-like. Gene Ontology annotation, molecular function: GTPase activator activity. NCBI's taxonomy places the organism in Eukaryota, Metazoa, Arthropoda, Arachnida, Scorpiones, Buthidae. Gene Ontology annotation, biological process: signal transduction. The record is from RefSeq and is a predicted model, not a curated record.